AUGGAGAAACCUGAGGAAUCCCGUCCCGUGGAGAAACGGUGGAAAUGUGACUACUGUGGGAAAGGCUUCUGUGUCCCGUCUGCCCUGGAGAUUCAUUGGCGUAGUCACACCGGGGAGAAACCGUUCUCCUGCCCCGAAUCCAACCUGCUGACCCACCAGCGGGUUCACACAGGGGAGAGGCCCUUCAGCUGCCCUGAGUGUGGGAAGGCCUUUACCCAGGCCUCCAACUUGCUAACCCACCGGCGGAUCCACACGGGGGCGAGGCCGUUCUUCUGUCCCAAGUGUGGGAAAGCCUUCAUCAAUUCCUCCAACCUGCUGACCCACCAGCGGGUCCACACAGGGGUGUCGCCCUUCAGCUGCCCAGAGUGUGGAAAGGCCUUUACCCAGGCCGCCACCCUGCUCACCCACCAGCGUGUCCACACAGGGGAGAGGCCCUUCAGCUGCCCUGAGUGUGGGAAGGCCUUUACCCAGGCCUCCAACCUACUGACCCACCGGCGGAUCCACACGGGAGAGAGGCCCUUCAGCUGCCCAAAGUGUGAGAAGGCCUUCAGCCAUUCCUCUGCUCUGCUGACCCACCAGCGGAUCCACACAGGGGAGAG
Molecule: messenger RNA, 599 nt
Organism: Chiloscyllium plagiosum (whitespotted bambooshark)
Lineage: Eukaryota; Metazoa; Chordata; Chondrichthyes; Orectolobiformes; Hemiscylliidae
Source: RefSeq, a predicted model, not a curated record